UCUGUUUGUUUUCGAUAACAACGGUUCAAAAUGACUGGAACUGUGCAAAAAUUCGACUUGGAUAUGGAUUUGGAUAAAAUGUGUCGCAUUUGCUUAUCACAAACUGAUGCCAACGGACAACUUUUUAAUAUAUUUUCUAAUGCGAUUGUGGAUGGUUUUCUAGUAAGAAUUCCGGAUGUAAUAUUCUUCUGUGUGGACAUACAGGUUAAUGAUGCUGAGGGAAUGCCUAGAAAGAUUUGCCAGAUCUGUAAAGGACAACUAUUGAGUUUCUAUAUAUUCAAACAGAGAUGCAAACGAACUGAGAAGAUAUUGCAGCAAACUAAAUCUUCCAAAGAAGACUGUGAACAGAUAAUUCCAUUCAAUGUACAAGAAGGAAUGCAAAAUGUAGUGGAAUCCAUAGAAUCUCCGAAGAUUUUGAAAGUUUCAAAAACUGUAGAUAACCUCGACUCGAAAAGUACAAUCAAUACCAAAUUGAUUGGGUUGAAAGCACCGCCGCAAAAUCAAUGCCGAUUGUACGAAAGCAAAAUCGAUGAAUUAGACCAUUUGAAACAAAAUGCUCCUUAUUGCUUUGAUAUUGAUUUUGAAAAAACUUGUAGCUCGGAUAACAUUGACGCAUACAUUACGAAUGAUGACAAUGAAUUAGCUAAGGACGUCAAACAUUCGGAAUAUGUCACACCUACGUCAGAAAAUGAAGAACAUUUUUGUUUGGAUACUGCAGAUACAUUGAGCAUUGAUAAUACAGCGCAAAGUGACAACUGCGAUACUGAAGAUAGCCUGCUACAAUCAAACGAAGCAAAAGCUACAAAAAAUAUCAUUUGCACCAUAUGUGGAAAAGCUAUUAAAGGUCAUGCACGGUAUAUAAGACAUAUGCGCUUGCACGAUACUAGCACUAAUGUAGUCGAGUUUUUUACAUAUUUCACUUGUACCGUGUGUUACACGAUGUUCAUCCAAAAAGAUCAAUUCUCGGAGCACAUAAGGUUGUAUGAGCAUAAUCAAAAUGAUGAUCCUUCAGAGAAUCACGGCGAACUUCCAUACAAUUGCAGUGUUUGCUCAACCAAACACUAUGGGUUUGAUCGUAUGAAACAGCACCUUUUUUCUCAUUUGCAAUCUUUUCAAUGUCCUUUCGAAGGAUGCGGGUGUCAAUACGGCUCUUCGGCGAGAUUGGCAAUUCAUAUUACUAAUAAACAUAUUGAGUACGAAUCGUAUGCAUGUCGAUAUUGUGGUUCAGACGAAUUUGAUUCUAUGACGGAGUUACAACAACAUCUUCGUGUUAAAUGUACCGAAAAGAAGCAUCAGUGCAAUCAUUGUGAAAAGAAGUUUCUCACAUCACGCUCUUUGGCUCAACAUUUAAAAUGUUUGGAAAAAACUCAUCAUUGUCUCGAAUGUGGGAAAUCCUUUGCUCAACCAGGUGAGCUCACGUUGCACCAAAGAACGCACAAUGGCGAUCGACCAUUUCAAUGCACCAUUUGUGGAAAACGAUAUAGAACCGCGUCGCUUAGAACUGCUCACAUGGAUUCUCAUAUUGAUGGCAAAACGUUUGAGUGUCUCUUAUGUGGAAAAAAAUUGCAGUCCCGCACCUGUUAUCGUAAUCAUGUCAGACGACACUCAGAAGAGAAAAAGCAUGGAUGCGACAUAUGUUCAAAAAAAUUCUACACCAAGUAUAACGUUAAGGUACAUAGGGAAAAGGUUCACAAACUAGAAUCGAAAUAAUCGUGAAUAAAUUAAACAAUGCAGUCAUCAUAUCAUUUUUUUGGCAUUAAAAAUGCCUUACUCAUCACCAUAUGGGGCCGGGUGUCAAUUAAAAGUUUCAACAAGAGUCGCGUAACCGUGUCAUAAUUUUGAACGGUAAUAACUCGGUCAUUUGUUGAUGGAUUGUUAUAAUUUAACAACCAAUCGAUUCGGAAACUUUUAACUUAGACAUGUAUGACGACGUUGUAUCAGUAUUUCAAUAGCAUACUAUUGAAAAAAUGGUUGGAAUCGACCUAUGUUUUCAUCCACCAAUCCCUGUUGUACAAAAGGACGUCAACUUCUUGUUCGGCAUAGGAGGCUUUGCGUCACGCAUAAAAAACAGCGCAUCGUUAUGCGUAGUAUGCAGAGAAAUCUAUAAAUAUAGGCUGCACAAUAUUUCUUUGCCUAGUUGAUGUUUGACUGUGAAUGAAACAAAUAGCUUGUCCAGUGAGCUGAUGACUGGAUUGUAUAUGCUUUCAUUCGCUGGAUUGUUUUUGCAUUAUGUGUUGGUGAAAUUUCCUGUUGUCUGCGCAACACCGUGUUCGCUUGAGUAUCUUAUAUUAUUUGCAUCUAGCUAUUGAAGAACCGAAUCAGCGUGGUUACCGAUUCUUUCGAAAUAUUCUAUAUAUUUAGCAAAUUUUUGGUCGAUUUUGCCAUUAAAAAUGCCUUACACUUUGCUUCCCGAGGCUGGGUGUCAAUUUAAAACAUGCACAACUAAUCGCGUAACAUUUUUCUGUCAUAAUUUUGAACGCUUUUAACUCAGUCAUUUGUUGAUGGAUUUCUAUAAUUCAACAACCAAUCGAUUCGGAAACAUUCAACUUAAACUUAUGAGAUAACGUCAUUUGAAUAUUUCAAUUGCAUACCAUUGAAAAAUUGGUUUGAAUUGAGUAUUUUAUUUUGGUUCUCUGGUAACUAUCAGGCCAAUUUAGAAUUAUCGGCGAUAGAUUUUUCGGAUCGAAUUUGCAGCACUUGUACCUCGAUGAUUUGUUAAUGGAUCCUCAUUUAAAUGAUUCCAAAGCUUCAAUAUUGUAAGCAUAAAAAUGUUUUAAUUUGUCAACGGAUUGGUUUGCAUUCUUAAAUCUUCAUUCCUAUACGAACAAAACGGUGGCGCGAAAAUGGAUUCAGUAUAAAGUUGUGUUAUGAUGAUAAUCAUAGAUACUUCUUUUUCAUUAAAUGUGUCAGAACAAGUUGUUGUCCCACCAGAAAUUAAACGCUUCAAAAGAUUCAAAAUUAAAUUCUGUAACUUGUCUAAAAGCGGCCUCCUCGGUUUUGUAGUAUAAAUGAGUUCCACAAGCUCACAUAUACAGAACAAUUAGAUGCAAUAUCAUAUAGUAUCAAAGAUAAACUCAAGGUAAGUUUAUCUGCGAUUUCACAUGUAUCGUUCGAAUAGGAACCCUCGUAGAAUCUGGUGAACCGCCAGUUUUAGUUUAAUUAUUAUUUGCUUCAAAACAAUAAGCGUCAGAUGGCUACACGCGUUGUAACUAUGACAAUGUUCAUUCAUGUGUUAAUAACAUCAAGUUACAAU
This is a messenger RNA of Malaya genurostris, 3253 nucleotides long. RefSeq names its product zinc finger protein 28-like. Gene Ontology annotation, cellular component: nucleus. Gene Ontology annotation, biological process: regulation of transcription by RNA polymerase II. Bases 31 to 1710 code for a protein of 559 amino acids. The record is from RefSeq and is a predicted model, not a curated record. Lineage: Eukaryota; Metazoa; Arthropoda; Insecta; Diptera; Culicidae. Gene Ontology annotation, molecular function: DNA-binding transcription factor activity, RNA polymerase II-specific; zinc ion binding; RNA polymerase II cis-regulatory region sequence-specific DNA binding. The transcript has 4 exons.